GCACGACAAACCGUCCACCACCGCCAUUCACGCCAUUUCCUUGCUAUAUACGAGGCCAAUUGUGUACCAUGGGCUCCGAAAAGAAGAUCCAGAAGAAGGAGAAGAAGUCCAAGCCGGCGCUCGAGGCCAAGACGACGAGCGAUGUCACGGCCUCUCUCGAUCUCGUGCAGACCUUUUUGAAGCAACAAGGGCAAAAGGACGCUGCGACCAAGCUCACCGAGUUUGAGGAGUGGGCAAAGAGCCAGACGACCAAGCAGCAAGACGCGCCCGAGCCCAUGGACGUGGACGAGGAGAGCGCAUCGAGCAGCGACGCUAGCAGUGACUCGGACAGCGACGAGUCCAGCAGCGAUUCCAGCGAUGAGGCUAGCGACGAGGCUAGCGAGGAUUCUAGUGACGAUUCCAGCAGCGAGUCGGAAGCGGAAGUAAAGACACCCGCAAAGAAGGAAAAGGUCGCCGUGAAGAAGGUUGCUGCGAAAGAGGACGCCUCCGACUCUUCGAGCGCUAGCUCAGACUCGGACUCGUCAAGCUCGAGCUCAGACUCUGAUUCCGAGUCGGAGAAGGAAAGCGCGCCAGCUCCUGCAAAGGUCAAGAAGGCCAAGAAGGCUGCGUCAGUUUCGUCGUCCUCGUCGUCGUCCUCGUCUUCCAGCGACUCCUCCAGCGACUCCUCCAGCGACUCCUCCAGCGACUCCUCGGACGACGAGCCCGAGAACGUAGCCCUCCCCGAAUCCGACUCCGACUCUUCCAGCGCAUCGAGCGAUUCAUCCUCAAGCGAUUCGGACAGCGACAGCAGUUCCGAGUCGGAGGCUGAGAAGCCUGUCGCAAAGAAAGAGAAAGCGAAGAAAGUCAAGAAGGCUGCCUCGGUCUCGUCGUCGUCAGCGUCGAGCUCCUCAGACUCGUCCAGCGACUCCAGCUCCUCUGAGAGCGAGUCAGAGGCCGAGCCUGUAAAGGAGGUCAAGGCCAAGUCUAAGAAGGCAAAGAAGGCCGCCACUCCAUCGGCGUCCAGCGACUCCAGCUCGUCCGACAGCUCAUCAGACAGCUCCUCCGACUCCGACUCCGACGAUGAAGCAAAGCCUGCACCCGCCGAGCGCAAGGGCUCUUCCACCGACUCAUCCGCAACGCUCCCCGCUGCCUCGCCCGAGCCAAGCGCCGACAAGAAGCGCAAGUUCGACGGCUCACCCGAGGCCCCCGUAAAGUCCAAGAAGAACCACGUCGAGAACCGCUUCCAGCGCAUCAAGGCUGAUACCGCCGUCAGACCAGAACUCGCUAGCAACGCUUACGUUUCUUACGACUACGCCGACCGCGCGCACGCCAAGCUCAUCGUCACAAAGGGCAAGGGGUUUACAAAAGAGAAGAACAAGGGGAAGAAGGGGUCGUACCGGGGAGGUUUGAUUGAUACGGCCGGUGGCAAGGGCUUCAAGUUUGAUGAUUGAGGGGUUGGUUUGAAUAUACAGUAUUGACGGAUAAUGGGGUGGGAGGAAACGACUUAUACAAGAAGGAUGAAUGACGGGAGCUAUGGAGUGGAUGACGGUUUUAAAGUUUAGUGAGGGUACUUUGCGUUGAUAAAAAACGACAAAGCAUGCGUGGAAUAGAAUAUCUUUGGGAACAAAAAACUGCAGGGAGUUUGGAGAGGGAAAUUGAACCCGUUUCAUACCAUUGAUUGGUGACUUGCGUGUUGCAAGUUGAAGGAAAGAUGUAUAGAUUAUUUUCCAGCCGCUCAUAAUAGACAACAUCCCG
Messenger RNA from Dothidotthia symphoricarpi CBS 119687, 1734 nucleotides. RefSeq lists its product as uncharacterized. NCBI's taxonomy places the organism in Eukaryota, Fungi, Ascomycota, Dothideomycetes, Pleosporales, Dothidotthiaceae. The annotation marks the transcript as partial. The transcript has a single exon. The record is from RefSeq and is a predicted model, not a curated record.